AUGAGUAAAGACGAAUUUUUUAAUCAGCCAAUAUUUCAAUUAUCACAAACAAACUUGAGAGAUUUAGAUAGAUCUGUAUCCCCAAGAGAGAUUGUAUCUAACAAUGAAUAUGACAAUUUGAGUGAAGAUGAAAACUUACCAAUCAAACCUCGUCCAAUAAGUACCAACAAGCAAUUUAACGACUUAUUACAAGAACAAAUUGAUUUAACAUUAGCUUCUUCUAAUAAUCCUACGGCAGUCUUGGAAUUGGAUUUGGAUUGUAAUAUUAAAUAUUUGAGUAAGAAUUGGGAGUUGAUAGUUGGUACAAAGACUAAAAAGUUGAUAUCGAAGCCUAUAUCUAAUUUUAUAAUAGGUAAUGAAAACGAUGUUAAAGUAUUCAAUAAUGCCACAGAACAGAUGAUAAAAGACGAUGACAGUUACAAGGUCAGAUUUAUAACGGCAACAAAUGAUCAAUCCGUAGUUGAAUAUGACAUCAACGACACACCCAAUAAUUCACAAACCAAUAUUAACGAUAGUAUCAUGGAUUAUGAUUUGAAAACUGAGGCUUUGGACGAGGCCGAUUUUGAUACUGAAGUUAUCGACAUUGAUGACGCUAGUAGUGAUACUUCGUCAAAAUUGUCAAAUAAUGGAGAUAUAAUAGAAUUAGAAGCCCAAGGUAUUUUAAUCCAUGAUUCAAAAAACCUACCCACUCAUUCAAUUUGGACUGUUAAGCCUUAUAUACCGAUUGAUUUACAACUUAGUAUACCCGAAAGAUUGAUAGAUUUAUUAGGGUUUGGUUCCCAAUUAUUUGAAACUUAUCUCAAGGAACUUACUGAUGCUAAUAUCGGCGAUGUCAAUUUAGUCCCUCAACCUCAAACCAUUUUAUGUAGAAUUUGUGAACAACAAAUUCAAAGUUGGUUUAUGGAGAAACAUAGCGACUUGUGCUUUGUUGAACAUAGAACUACUGAAGACUUGCAGAUUUGUCAUGAUUUAAUUAGUGAACAAAAAGAUCAGAUUUUGAAAAUUUAUGAAAGUUUAUAUUAUCAGAGUUAUAAUCCUGUGCUGCCAAAUUCUUCACAAAAUUCCCUUAAUGAUUCAAUGUCGUCACUUGUAACAGAUUAUAAGGGAAUCCCUUUACCCAGUUUAUUGGCUCCUCAGCAUAGCUCUAAUAAUAGUUCCCAACAUGGCUCAAAUCCGGGGUCUAAUCCAGGAUCCAAUCCUCCAUCACCAGUUUUCACUCCUAUGAAUGUGGUCGAUACUUCGAAGCUGAUACUACCAAUUAAAAGAUUCCCCUUUGGAAUAUUAUCCAGAUUAGUUGAUUUAUGUGACGAAGCUUUGACAAUUAAUCCCAUUGAAGUUGAUGAAGAUGGUGAAAUUAAGUUCAGUCCAAAUACUGAGAAAUCCAUUAAUACAAUACUUAAUUUUAAACCUUUUGAAACCACUGACAAAUCUAUCAAGUUGAUAAUCGAAGACACGCAACGAUUAAUUAAUGAUAAAAUCGAUACCUUGUCAAGAUUAUACUCCGUGUUGAAAAUAUCGGAGAAAAUCAAGAAAGAAGUUGACGAAUUGGUUUUACAAUCAGUCGCUAGUACUGUGUCCCAAUUGAAUGAGAAUGUAAAUGGGAGCCUUUCAUUGAAUUCACCAACGGAAUAUCAAUUUGGCUCUCCUAGGAACAAUUUACCUGCCACCACCGAUUCUCCAUUGUUAGAUAACAUCACAAUGGAUGAUUCCAAUCUUCAGAGUAAUUUUUCAAACCCUUAUAAUUUACAACCCCCACCAUCGAUCACAUCCGUAACGCCAAAAGAUAUUCUUUUGAGAGGUAGAUCUUCGUUUGUUGAAAUCCCAAGAUCUUCUAAUUCUGUUAGUUCAGUAUCCUCAAAAUCAUCCAAGGACAUGAUCGAAGGCAUGAACGAUUUGUCCUUAAAGAAGGAUGUUUAUUCAAGUCCAAAAAGAGGAGUUUCCCCUAUAAAUACUUACCAAGGAAACUUUUCAUCAUUCCAGAGAAAUACCCCUUCAUCUAGUCCGUUGAUUUCACACUUUACUACGGGUUCUAGUCAUUCCAAUUCGUCCCAUUCGAACUCAAAUUCGAAUCCUAACUUUCUUUCCCCAUCAGCAUCAGGUCAGCAGACUCCUAAUCAACCACAUAAUUUACCAUUUCAUCCUCAACAUCACGGAUCGAUCCCUCUACAUAUGCAAAGCGUAUCUCGAAGAGGUAGUGUAGGAUUUGAUGACAAGUCAAUCUUAAAUUCGAAAAUAAAGCCACCUUUGUCGCCGUUGCUUGUUAGUCAAACCCCGACGACGAAGCCUCCGACAGGUUCAAUCAAGGAUUACGAAAUCUUAAAAGCUAUCAGUAAGGGGGCAUUUGGCUCAGUUUUCUUAGCCAAAAGGAAGUUAACAGGUGAUUAUGUUGCAAUUAAAUGUUUGAAAAAAUCAGAUAUGAUAGCCAAAAAUCAAGUCUUGAAUGUAAAGAGUGAGAGAGCUGUUAUGAUGAAACAAUCAGACUCCCCAUAUGUUGCCCAAUUGUACAAUUCAUUCCAAAGUAACAAUUACCUCUAUUUAGUAAUGGAAUAUUUGAACGGAGGAGAUGUUGCUACAUUGAUCAAAAUGUUGGGUACAUUGGAAAAUGAUUGGACCAAAAGAUACGUUGCUGAAGUCAUUGUCGGUGUAAGUGAUUUACACCAAAGAGGUAUCAUUCAUAGAGAUUUGAAACCAGAUAAUCUUUUGAUUGAUUCUAACGGACAUUUGAAAUUAACUGACUUUGGUUUGAGUAGAGUGGGUGUUAUAGGAAGACAAAACAGGCUCCAAAGGAAGAGCAGUAGUUCAGAACAUGGAAUUGAAUAUUUCCGGAAAAGUCUCCAAUUAAAUCAACACUCAUUUGGUUCUCAAACUCCUACCAGUGCGGUCUUCAGUGACUCUCCUUUGGGUGACCAUAAAAGAACCAGUAGUGUUACACCAUUUUCUUUGUCACCAUCAAUCGAGCAUCAUAAAGUAUAUGGUACUUCUCCUUCGACUGUUGAGAAGUCUAUACCUUUGAGAUCUAAUACAAGCGGUGGUGGUGGGGGUUCCAUUCUGAGUAUAGACUCUCCCAACUUGAAACCAUGUAUUCCAAGAACUGCAUCAGAAACAUCAUUUGUAUUAGUUGAUGAUGACAUGCCAUCGCCGUCCCAGAAUGAAAUCGUGAAUUCAUUCACCAUCUAUGACCCGAAGACCAACAAUGAAACUGUCACUAGUGAUAUCAAGUUCGUAGGUACACCUGAUUAUUUAGCCCCAGAAACUAUCAGAGGUGAUGGACAAAGUGAAGCAUCAGAUUGGUGGUCAUUAGGUUGCAUAAUGUUCGAAUUCUUGUUUGGAUAUCCGCCAUUCCACGCUUCCACUCCUCAGCAGGUGUUUAACAACAUCUUGUCCGGUGAAAUAGACUGGCCACCUUUGGAGCCAGAUGAUUUUAAUAGAAUUUGUCCACCGGUAUCUAGGGAUUUGAUUACAAAAUUGUUGACAGUGGAUCCAGAGAAUAGAUUGGGUUAUGGUGGGUCCGAUGAAAUCAAAGGACAUCCUUAUUUUAAAGGAAUCGAUUGGGAUAACUUGUUCAACCAAAUUCCUUCCUUUAUACCAAAUUUGGAUGACCCUGAAUCGACUGACUAUUUUGAUCAAAGGGGUGCUGACAUCUCCCAUUUCCCUAAGGAUGACUCCAGUGAUGAUGAUCAGAAAAAUAAUGAAACUGAAAACGCCAUAGCCAAUCAUAACGGUAGUGGUAGUAAUAAUGCAACCAGGGUCAACAGUUUGAGAAGUGACAAAAGAAUCAAUAGUAUAAAUUCCUUGAACAGUGAAAUAAGCAUCAGUAGUUUUGGUGGUAAUGGUAGUGAUAAAGGAAGUAGAGGGGGAAGUAGAAAUGGAAGUAGACAUGGAAGUAUCAGUGGAAUGGGUGGGGUUGUCCCAACCUUGACUAACACUAAUAGCACCAGUCGAAGCGGAAGCGUGAACACUAAGAAAGAGCGUAGAGGAAGUAAAUUAUCAGAUCCUAGUGAAUUUGGAUCAUUUUAUUUUAGAAACUUGAAUAUCUUAGAAAAAGCCAAUAAGGAUGUCAUCAAUAGAUUGAAAAACGAGCAUUUAGAAAGGAGUUAUUCUUCUUCUUCAUCGGAGUCAACGCCUAGUAGACAAAGAGGUUUUUCAUUCGGUCAAUCUAGCGUCAACGUAGGACCUUCAGUAACCCAACAAUCGAGCUCUCCGAGUCUCAAUGUUGUUCCUACAAAUUCUACAUCGUCUGGCUCAAUGACGAGUUCCAAUCACAAUUCAAUUUCGGGACCAAGUUCUAAUGUGGGAAUGGGCAUCACCAAUUGGAGUGCUAAUAACUUGCUACCUCCUGAUACACCAACAAAUCCAGGAUUUAAAGACUCUUCUCCAUUCAAAAGGCCAGUGUCACCUAUCAUAUUGGCUAAUAGAGCACCGUCUCCAAUGAGAGAAUUUGGAAGUCCUCAUUUCAGGCCUACCACAGAUGAUGACUUGCCAGAGUUUGGAAAGCUUACACCAACCGAACUGUUGAGCCAACCCCCAUUGGUAUCACCAUCUUAUAUGAAUUCUAACUUAAAUCCACAUGCUAGCAUAUUGACACCUAUUGGCCAACAUUCUCCUCAUCCACAUCAUCCUUUCCCAAUAAGACAUAGGUCAAGUGGAUCAUCAUUAAAAUUCAAAGAUUCUGCCAGUUCUUCUGAUACUGAAGAUAAUAGUAAAGCCUUAUUAAGAGUUCAAAAAAGAAGAGAAAGUUCUAGACGUCAAGUCGUUGAUAUGAAUGAAUUGGAUAUCCUAUAUUGUGAGGCUAUUCCCAUCGUGAGACAUAUGAACUAUAAGUUAUUUGAGAAAAUGGGAUGUGUGGUAGUCACAGUAAAUGAUGGGGAUGAUUUGAUCAGGAGAGCAACCAGUCAAGUCAAAUUUGAUUUGAUUUUCACUGCGUUGAAGCUUCCAAAAAUCGGGGGUGUUGACGCAAUCAAGUUGAUCAAACAUACUCAAGGUAUUAACUCAAGUACCCCAAUUAUCGCUAUAACUUCCUUCGCCAAAGAGGCUGUUCAAAGUGGUCAAUUUGAUUAUGUUCUAGAGAAACCUGUUGAUUAUAACAAUUUGAAGGCUUGUAUUCAAAAGUUCAAAAUUUAUAAGAAUGAUGAAGCCAUCGAAAGUGAUAAUGAUAAGUAG
This is a messenger RNA of Yamadazyma jaroonii, 5160 nucleotides long. NCBI's taxonomy places the organism in Eukaryota, Fungi, Ascomycota, Pichiomycetes, Serinales, Debaryomycetaceae. The record is from the annotation of a GenBank genome assembly.